AUGGCUGUCCCUCGAGCAUAUGCCCCCGGCUACAUACAAAAUGGUGCGACUAGCCUUCCAUCGCCUGGAGCGGCGCCUCUCCUACCCAACCAAGGCCGUAUCAUCCAGACAGGGCCCAUAAGGAUUCUCUGCAUUGCAGACGUUCGAGGAAACCUACGAUCACUCAAUGAGCUCGCCAAACAAGCUCAAGCUGACCACAUCAUCCACACUGGUGACUUCGGAUUCUACGAUCACACAUCUCUGGAACGGAUUGUGGAGAAGACUCUGAAGCAUGUAGCACAGUACUCACCACUCAUCUCUGAACCGGUCAAGAAGGCUAUUCAGCAGGGUGGCCCUGGCUCCGUGAAAUCCAGAUUCUCUGCGAGCGAACUGCCCCUUUCCGAACUCCCUCUGCUACUCAGUGGAGAGCUGAAACUCGAUGUUCCAGUCUAUACCGUCUGGGGUGCCUGUGAGGAUGUUCGCGUUCUUGAAAAGUUCAGGUCGUCCGAGUACAAGGUCCACAACCUCCACAUCAUCGACGAAGCCCGCUCCAUGUUGCUGGAAGUAGGUGGUGUAAAGCUCCGGCUUCUCGGUCUCGGUGGCGCCGUGGUAAUGCAUAAACUGUUCGACAAUGGAGAGGGCCGCACUACUAUUGCGGGUGGGCAAGGUACCAUGUGGACGACUCUGCUACAGAUGGGUGAGCUGGUCGACACUGCCCAUCGUGUCUACGAUCCCACCGAGACUCGAGUCUUUAUCACGCACGCCUCUCCCGCCCGAGAAGGUAUACUGAACCAGCUCUCUGUUACCCUGAAGGCGGACUUUUCCGUCUCGGCUGGACUCCACUUCAGGUAUGGAAGCUCUUACAACGAAUUCAGCGUCAAUCCUACGUUGGAUCACUACCGCGGGAAGCUCGCUGCCUCAAAAGCAUCGUUCAACGACGUUUGGGAAACCGUUCGGGGAGAAGUUGAGCCUGCUAUCCAGCAGAACGAGGCCCAGCAAAACCUGCUGAAGAAUGCCCUGCAAAUUGUAGAAAAGAUGCCCACGACAGCUGCUGGUGGAAAUCCAUUUGGAGGCCCAGUGGGCCAGGGUGCCUUGGGCGCAGUUGACGAAAGCGCCUUCAAGAAUAUGUGGAAUUUCAACCUUGCCGAUGCUGCUUUUGGUUAUCUGGUGCUGGAAAUCCAGGAUGGACGAAUCGGAACCGAGAUGCGUGCUCAGGGGUUCAACUUUUCGCAUCGAGGAGCCAAGCAGCAGUCCUCUGCUGCUCCUACAACAGCUGCUGCUGCUCCCCCAGCAAGCGCGACCUCUCCUGCUGUCCCCCCUGCCCAGAUCGCCAAACAAUCGCCACCAGUUCAACAGCCCAAGGCCGCUCCAGCUGUCCCCGUCUCCACGAUACCGAACCGAUCAACUCCACAGCCUACUGCGGGCAGUGCCCCGGCUAACAAGGAAGCCGAAAAGGCUUCGGCUUCGAUCAACGGAUCUGCAAACGCCCCCGAGCCAGCAACCUCACCAAUCCCAAAGACGUCCGCAUCUGAUAUCAUUGGCCUGUUCAUUAUGAAUGUCAACACGGACGAGCAGUGCCGCGAUUUGUUUGACGAGGCUGACAAGUCCAAGAUUCUCAAGAUUGAGAAAUGGGGAGGCUCAAACAAGGUUGUCCAGUUUAGAACGAUUGAGGACCGCGACGGAGCCAUGGGCAGACUACCGGAAGCCGUGAAGACACGAACCACAGAGGAUCGAUCAAAACCUCUGGUCAAGAUCUUCCACCACCGAGAGGGCAAGCCUUUCAAUACUCGUGCGCCGGCGGAACCAGCGAUUCUGAGAGCAACCGGCGAGGAGGACGCGGAGGACGUGGAGGACGAGGUAGCGAGCGAGGCCGUGGAUCUCGGGGACGAGGAGGUCUAA
Molecule: messenger RNA, 1878 nt
Organism: Trichoderma aggressivum f. europaeum
Lineage: Eukaryota; Fungi; Ascomycota; Sordariomycetes; Hypocreales; Hypocreaceae
Exons: 4
Coding region: 1-1878 (625 amino acids)
Molecular function (GO): hydrolase activity
Source: RefSeq, a predicted model, not a curated record